Molecule: messenger RNA, 688 nt
Organism: Cryptomeria japonica (Japanese cedar)
Lineage: Eukaryota; Viridiplantae; Streptophyta; Pinopsida; Cupressales; Cupressaceae
Exons: 1
Coding region: 173-337 (54 amino acids)
Source: RefSeq, a predicted model, not a curated record
AUAUAUGGAAAAAUAAAAGAGAGCAAUGGGGCUCUAGCUUGUCAUUGUUAAAAUCUGAAAAUCUCGUAAGGUACCAGCUUCUAUUUUCCAAUCAAUUUGCUGUUGUUGAACGUCUGAAGCAGCGUUGCUUUGUAAUUCAUUGGUGAAGAGAGGGAAGGGGAGUAAAGACUGGAUGGCAAAGAUGACAGAGGCAAUCAAAGUAGAGGAAUCGCCAUGUAUAGUUAAAUUUGCGCCCUUUAUAGUGGCAGCUCUUAUUGUCGCACAUCUUAUAGCUUUUGUUUACUGGAUUUAUAGAGUGGCCAUCGAACAGCCUCCCCGCCGCCGGAAGACUCAGUGAUCGGCUAUGGCUCAUCACAGUAUGUUGUCAUCAUUUUUUAUUAACAAAACUUGGAUUUAUUUGAUUCAAAAAUUGAUUACAGUGAGACCAGAUUUAUGUCUGUGAGAUGCCUAUAUAUUUUCUUUUGACACACACCACUUUGUAACAUUUUCUUUGCGAAAUUGGCUAUUCCGCAGUUAGUGUUAGAAUGCUAUUUUAUGAAACCCUAUGCGGGUUUUAAUACUUGUUUAUGAAAACCUAUGUGGGUUUUGCUGCACUUUUAAGUUUUAUGAAACCCUGACUGGGGUUUUAGAGUAAACUGCAAUGUAAAUUUCUAACUACAAAUCCAAUCCAGUACGUAUUUUGAUUUUA